This is a messenger RNA of Candidula unifasciata, 990 nucleotides long. The record is from the annotation of a GenBank genome assembly. NCBI's taxonomy places the organism in Eukaryota, Metazoa, Mollusca, Gastropoda, Stylommatophora, Geomitridae.
GAUACAUCUACUCCUCAUACGGCAGCAGAAAUCCAGAUAGAAAGACUGCGCAAUGAGCUAGGUCUUCUAGUAAAAUCUGCCUUCGAAAUAGAGGUCUUCAUCAGAGAGGCGGAAAAUAAGCAACCAUUUGGCCAUUUAAGUAUUUAUUCAUCGACAGAUGUAAUUGAAAAUUGCCAGGGCCUGAUGUUCGAUUUCAUGCAAGAACUACUCGAGAGAGGCAUAAAAGUUGACUCGGUGCAGACUGAAAAUGGAUUUGGGGAAUUUGAAUUUACCCUUGUAGUUGCCGAAGGCCUUCAGGCAAUCCGCAAAACAGUACAGUUCAAAAACAUCAUCAAACGAUUCAUGAAAUCUAGAGGUUAUGAGGCCACGUUUAUGUCAGCAAUGGCUAGCAGAAGGGAAGAUUGUUUAACAUUUCACUUCAACCACUCCUUGUGGACUCCAUCUGGCAAAAACGCUUUUCUUGACACCAGUAAACCCAACAAUCUGUCUGAUCUUGGGUGUCAUUGGCUAGCCGGCUUGAUAGAGCACGCCCCGGCGAUGACAGCAUUUUGUUGUCCUACUAUUAACUGUUACAGCAUGUUCCAUGUACCCCACGAAGCUAGCUGGAGUGUCGGGGAACGUUCAGCAGCUUUCAGACUCAAGAUAGAAGGCCAAGACAACAUUUAUAUUGAGAACAGAAUUCCACUCGGCGCUAGCAACCCUUACCUAGUGCUCAUAUGUACACUCGCAGCCGGCAUCGAUGGAAUCAAGAGAAAACUUCCAUUGCCUGAAGCUUAUGAAUCCAAAUGCAUGCUUCCAACUGACUUAGAGACUGCCCUUCGGACCUUAGAGGCUGAUACUGUUCUUACAGAAGCAAUGGGCAGUAAACUCGUGGAAUAUUUUUGUUUUGUUAAGAGAAAGUUUGAACUGGAGGAGUUUGCUGCCGCUGGAAAUCUUAAUGACGAAGAGCUGCUGAAAAUGGAAAAUGAGUAUUAUUUCCACAAUGUUUGA